ACGUCCGGGUGAGCCGCUAUAUGGACGUCUGUGGUCCGCCUGCCUGCUGAUGAACAGUCCGCUGUCAUUGUGUGAGAGUAACAACCUUCAUCGCGGAGGGAUUCCUCGGGCCUCGAACAAGAGGUGUGGAAGCAUAAGGACUCGAAAGAGUCCGAGACUGGAGGGAAAUAGAAAGAACGUGAGAUGAAAUGACAACGUCAACAUUACAGAAAGCGAUCGACCUGGUCACCAAAGCUACAGAAGAGGACAAGGCGAGGAACUAUGAGGAGGCUUUGAGACUGUACCAGCAUGCGGUCGAGUACUUCCUGCACGCUAUAAAGUAUGAGGCUCACAGUGACAAGGCCAAGGAAAGCAUCCGUGGGAAGUGUAUGCAGUACCUGGACCGUGCCGAGAAACUGAAGGACUACCUGAAGAACAAGGACAAGCAGGGCAAGAAGCCUGUGAAGGAGGCGCAGAGCAAUGACAAGAGUGACAGUGACAGUGAGGGAGAGAACCCAGAGAAGAAAAAACUACAGGAGCAUUUGAUGGGUGCUAUUGUCAUGGAGAAGCCCAAUGUCAGCUGGAAUGAUGUAGCAGGGCUGGAAGGAGCCAAAGAGGCUUUGAAGGAGGCUGUAAUUCUGCCUAUUAAAUUCCCUCACCUAUUCACAGGGAAACGUACUCCGUGGAGAGGCAUUCUGCUGUUCGGACCUCCUGGAACAGGGAAGUCGUACCUGGCCAAGGCCGUGGCCACAGAGGCCAACAACUCCACCUUCUUCUCUGUGUCCUCCUCAGACCUCAUGUCCAAGUGGCUUGGAGAGAGUGAGAAGCUGGUGCGUAAUCUGUUUGAACUCGCUCGGCUGCGUAAGCCCUCCAUCAUCUUCAUAGAUGAAGUGGACUCGCUGUGCGGCUCCCGGAGUGAGAACGAGAGUGAGGCAGCACGCAGGAUCAAGACAGAGUUCCUAGUGCAGAUGCAGGGUGUUGGGAAUAACAAUGAUAAAAUCCUCGUUCUGGGGGCCACUAACAUCCCCUGGGUCCUCGACGCUGCUAUUCGGAGAAGGUUUGAGAAGCGCAUCUACAUCCCCCUCCCAGACGAGCCGGCGCGAGCUGCCAUGUUCCGUCUGCACCUGGGGAACACGCCCCACAGCCUGUGUGAGGCUGACCUGCGCCAGCUGGCACGCAGCACAGACGGGUACUCCGGCGCCGACAUCAGCAUCAUCGUCAGAGACGCACUGAUGCAGCCUGUCCGCAAAGUGCAGUCGGCCACACACUUCAAGAAGGUGCGAGGACCUUCUCGCAGUAACCCAUCAGUAAUGGUUGAUGACCUCCUGACCCCCUGCUCCCCUGGUGACCCUGCUGCCAUGGAGAUGACCUGGAUGGAUGUGCCUGGUGACAAGCUCCUGGAGCCCAUAGUGUGUAUGGCUGACAUGCUGCGUUCAUUGUCCACCACUCGGCCUACGGUGAACGCUGAAGACUUACUGAAGGUGAAGAAGUUUACGGAGGACUUUGGACAGGAAGGCUGAGUGUCGGACCUGCCCACUCAUCCUCCCCAAGCUCCUCCCCCCUAAAACUCCACCUCCUUCAGCCCUUAAUCUGGACUGUCCAGUCCUCCGUCCUGCCCCGCCCCGCUCCAGAUAACACUACUCUCCCCUGGUCCCGCCUGGACUGCCUGCUCUGGAGGGAGGUGUAGUGGUGACGUCAGGGCCGUCUGACUGGAAGGCUUCGGAAGGGCCUCGCAGGCCUCUCGUGCUGUAGGACAGUGCAUUUGUACUCUCACCCUGUGUUUGUGCACGUGUGUGAAUGUUUAACUGUAGCCCUGCUGACCAGCAAGGGCAACGUAGCUGCACCCCUCUUCAGUGCCCCCAUCUGGUAAAGCUCAGUAUUACAUGUUUAUUUUCCUAUUCUGACUGUUUACCCACUAAACUCCCGUUACCUUCAUGACUAAUGCAUCACUACCGUUGCUUCUCUUCACCUGCUGGCUUUCAGUACAUGUCCAUGAACUAUUCGAGAGGCCCAACAGCCUCUGUAAUCCCCUUUUAAUGAAGACCGUUGUGAAUGACUAGAGCAGCGCCAAGUUCUCCUGGUUCUGACAGCAGCGUUUCUGUUUGGGUAGUCAUUUGGUCUUUGUACAUGUAGAUGUCAAGGUGGGACGCUGUUGUUGGUCAUGGUUGCCACGGGGACUGCACAGCUGUCUUCUGUUAUGACUACCAAGUUUGCCUGAAUUAAUUAAAUCUGAAUUGUAAAAGAAAUGACAGUAGCAACUUAUUCUGUUUUCAUCCAUUUCAAAAGCAGGACCUUUGAGCUGAACUAAUUGAAACUAAACUCAUGUGGAUCGUGUUGAGGGACAGAUUCACAUUUACUGUUUGUUUAUUCACCCACUUCAAAACUAAAAAGGUUUUACAUUUUCUCAAAAAAAAAGAAGCACAAAUUGUAAAAAUUGUAAAAAAUUACACGCAUGGAAUAAAUCAUACAUGUAUGCA
Messenger RNA from Electrophorus electricus (electric eel), 2456 nucleotides. It is a transcript of the gene vps4a, whose product is annotated as vacuolar protein sorting 4 homolog A. Gene Ontology annotation, molecular function: ATP binding; ATP hydrolysis activity. Lineage: Eukaryota; Metazoa; Chordata; Actinopteri; Gymnotiformes; Gymnotidae. The record is from RefSeq and is a predicted model, not a curated record. Gene Ontology annotation, biological process: endosomal transport; vacuole organization.